Grammomys surdaster is the source of this 2400-nucleotide messenger RNA. It is a transcript of the gene Atp5f1a, whose product is annotated as ATP synthase F1 subunit alpha. NCBI's taxonomy places the organism in Eukaryota, Metazoa, Chordata, Mammalia, Rodentia, Muridae. Gene Ontology annotation, biological process: proton transmembrane transport; proton motive force-driven ATP synthesis. The transcript has 12 exons. Bases 278 to 1939 code for a protein of 553 amino acids. The record is from RefSeq and is a predicted model, not a curated record. Gene Ontology annotation, molecular function: ADP binding; proton-transporting ATP synthase activity, rotational mechanism; ATP binding.
GGGCAACCACAAGGUCGAUUCAAAAAGACCAAAAGUUAAAAUGAUGAGUGCCAGGAAGGAGGCUGAAAAUAAUUGAUUCUUUCAUUUUGAGUUCUGAACUUAAAAAAAAAAAAAAAUAUAUUAAAAAAAAAAAAGAUUUGCGUCCGGAGGAGUGGGAGAGAGGCGGUACUUCCGGGUCAGGUGGGCUGGCCGCCUUGACCUUCCUUCGCGCUCGGCCAUUUUGUGCCAGUCGUCGGGAGGCUGCGGCUGCAGAAGAUCUCUCCAAGAAGUUGCAAGUAUGCUGUCUGUGCGCAUCGCUGCGGCCGUGGCCCGUUCCCUCCCUCGACGGGCGGGACUGGUCUCCAAAAAUGCUUUGGGGUCAUCCUUUGUUGGUGCAAGAAAUCUCCAUGCCUCUAACACUCGACUUCAGAAGACUGGUACUGCUGAGAUGUCUUCCAUUCUUGAGGAGCGGAUUCUUGGAGCUGACACUUCUGUUGACCUUGAAGAGACUGGGCGUGUCUUAAGCAUUGGUGAUGGUAUUGCCCGAGUACAUGGGCUAAGGAAUGUUCAAGCAGAAGAAAUGGUAGAAUUUUCUUCAGGCUUAAAGGGUAUGUCCCUGAACUUGGAACCCGACAAUGUUGGAGUUGUCGUGUUUGGGAAUGACAAGCUAAUUAAAGAAGGAGAUAUUGUGAAGAGAACAGGGGCCAUCGUGGAUGUUCCAGUUGGUGAGGAACUGUUGGGCCGUGUAGUUGACGCCCUGGGAAACGCUAUUGAUGGAAAGGGUCCAAUUGGUUCCAAGACCCGCAGACGAGUGGGCCUGAAAGCACCUGGAAUUAUCCCCCGAAUCUCUGUGCGGGAACCAAUGCAGACUGGCAUCAAAGCUGUGGAUAGCCUGGUACCGAUUGGCCGUGGUCAGCGAGAGCUGAUUAUUGGUGACAGACAGACUGGGAAAACAUCAAUUGCCAUUGACACAAUCAUCAACCAGAAACGGUUCAACGAUGGGACUGAUGAGAAGAAGAAGCUGUACUGCAUCUAUGUCGCUAUUGGUCAGAAGCGGUCCACUGUGGCUCAGCUGGUGAAGAGACUGACGGAUGCAGAUGCCAUGAAGUACACCAUUGUGGUGUCAGCCACUGCUUCUGAUGCUGCCCCGCUUCAGUAUUUGGCUCCUUACUCUGGCUGCUCCAUGGGAGAGUAUUUUAGAGAUAAUGGCAAGCACGCUUUGAUCAUCUAUGACGAUUUAUCUAAACAGGCUGUGGCUUACCGCCAGAUGUCUCUGUUGCUUCGCCGACCCCCUGGUCGUGAGGCCUAUCCUGGUGAUGUGUUCUACCUACACUCUCGCCUGCUGGAGAGAGCAGCCAAGAUGAACGAUUCCUUUGGUGGUGGCUCUUUGACUGCCUUACCAGUCAUUGAAACACAGGCUGGUGAUGUGUCUGCUUACAUUCCAACAAAUGUUAUUUCCAUCACUGACGGACAGAUCUUCUUGGAAACAGAAUUGUUCUAUAAAGGCAUCCGCCCUGCCAUUAAUGUCGGUUUAUCUGUGUCCCGUGUCGGAUCUGCUGCCCAAACCAGAGCCAUGAAGCAGGUGGCAGGUACCAUGAAGCUGGAGUUGGCUCAGUACCGGGAGGUUGCUGCUUUUGCCCAAUUUGGUUCUGAUCUUGAUGCUGCCACUCAGCAGCUCUUGAGUCGUGGUGUGCGUCUGACAGAGCUGCUAAAGCAAGGACAGUACUCUCCCAUGGCUAUUGAAGAACAGGUGGCUGUUAUCUAUGCGGGCGUACGGGGUUAUCUGGAUAAACUGGAGCCCAGUAAGAUCACAAAGUUUGAGAGUGCAUUCUUGUCUCAUGUUAUCAGCCAGCACCAGACUCUCUUGGGCAAUAUCAGGGCUGAUGGAAAAAUCUCAGAACAGUCAGAUGCAAAGCUGAAAGAGAUUGUAACAAACUUCUUGGCUGGAUUUGAACCAUAAAGCCCUAUCACUGUCACCAGACACUGCUUUGGUUUUGUCAUUUAUUCUGGUAAAAUCAGCACCAUUUGUAAAGGGUUACUUGUGUAUUCCUGAUGUACAGAAAUCACAUGAAUAAAAGUUCCAUGUUGUGUGCUAGUUUGUGUGGGGUGGGCUCAGGUGUAUAUGGGGACUUGUGUGGCAGUCAGAGGACAGCCUGUAUGAGUCAGUGCCCUCCUUCCACUGGGAAUUUAACACAGGUUUUUAUUUAAAGCAUGACUUCAUGUUGAGUUCCCUAAGUUAGUUUUGUAAGACAGAGCUUACUGUGACAUCAGCCAUGGCGGCCCCAGGCUGCUCUCGUGCUGUCUGCCUCUUACCCUGUUCUACUUACUGGUGCGAUCAGCGUGGAUAGAUAAUUCAAGGCUGUCUGCUCUGAGGGUCUAAAGUACUUUGUGAUUGAUUAAAAAGAGAACUCUGCUCUGAAA